This is a messenger RNA of Gasterosteus aculeatus aculeatus (three-spined stickleback), 1296 nucleotides long. NCBI's taxonomy places the organism in Eukaryota, Metazoa, Chordata, Actinopteri, Perciformes, Gasterosteidae. The record is from RefSeq and is a predicted model, not a curated record.
AUGGAUGUCCUGUCCUCCCUGCUGCUAUUCUGGAGUGUUGAGACUGAACUCGAUCCGAUCCCAUCAGCGGGUCCCAGAGGCCUGUUUCUGGUAUUUGUCUUUACGCUGCCGUUCAAGGUCUUCUACAAUGUUAACCGCAACUGGCCGUUUGGUGAUGGACUGUGUAAGGUGUCCGGGACCGCCUUCAUUACCAACAUUUACGGCAGCAUGCUCUUCCUCACCUGCAUCAGCGUGGACCGCUUCCUGGCGAUAGUCUACCCUUUCCGCUCCCGCUCCUUCCGCACGCGCAGGAACGCGAGGACCUACCUGUCUAAAAUCACCAUCUUCAUCGAGAUUGUGGACUUCCUUCUUCCCCUCCUGGCCAACUUGGUGUGCUCCUCGCUUGUUCUGCGGACGCUGCGGCGACCGAUGACCGUUGGUCACGGCUGUAACAGCAAGAAACGUGUCCUGCGGAUGAUUUUGGUCCAUCUGGGCAUCUUCAUCAUCUGCUUCGUUCCCUAUAACUCCAUCCUCUUCCUGUAUGCCCUGGUGCGGACCCAGGCCCUGGCUAACUGCUCUGUGGAGCGCUUUGCCCGAACUCUUUACCCCAUCACUCUGUGCCUGGCCUGCCUCAACUGCUGCCUGGACCCUGUGGUCUACUACUUCACCUCAGAGAGCUUCCAGAAGAGCCUGACCAUGGGAGGCAGAGGGUCGGGCUCUCGGCCCGAGAGCUUGCCCCGCAGCGACACCGAGACCCAGGACGUGGCAAACACUCUCCCCGGGGACACGCACAACCCGGCCAGCAACGGGAAGGAGUCAAAGACGUCUGAGAGUCAGCUCUGAAGAAGGAAAGUGAAAAAAAGACAGUGUUGGUGCGGCGCAAGCCCUGAAUCAAAAAAAAGUAAUCCGCUGUUUGUUCCUGGAAGUGACAAAAACAUAACUCAGCAGAUUAGUUAAGUCCUGAGGUAAACCCUGAGGUAUGGCCCGGGCUUUACGGAUUAAUCCACCAUUCAAGAGCAGAGGAAUGUAUCUGUAUGUGUUUAUUAUGAGAGAACACUACGGGGAUCAGAGACCCAGCCACACCGAGACUAUUGUCCAGAGACUCUAAAAGAGACUGCAGCACAUCAUCUCUCAGGCUUAACACACAAACACUCACAACUGCACUGGAUCAUUGGUAGGGCGGAUAUUUCUAUCCGCAUUGUUGGAAUACGCUGUUAAGUACUUUUGUAACACGCUGAGCCCUUAAGUUGUAUUGUUGUUGCGUUCAAGCUGUCACAGCACAUUAUAUUAUGUUAGACCGUAAUGCUAUGUCACUUG